This is a messenger RNA of Gallus gallus (chicken), 3380 nucleotides long. RefSeq names its product PHD finger protein 7-like. Bases 2176 to 3267 code for a protein of 363 amino acids. The transcript is spliced from 8 exons. Lineage: Eukaryota; Metazoa; Chordata; Aves; Galliformes; Phasianidae. The record is from RefSeq and is a predicted model, not a curated record. Gene Ontology annotation, cellular component: nucleus.
GUGCACAGCGUGCUAUAGCGGAGAGAAGGACUGCACGUCCUUCCUUCGUGGCACCUGUGCUGCUCAUGGCGGCUGCGGUUCCUCCCAGGAGCAAAGGGGCGGCGCUGAUCUCUGCUCCAUGGGGACAGCGGCAGGGCCGAGGGACGGCACGGAGCUGUGUCAGGGGAGGCUCGGGCUGGAUAGCAGGGAACGGUUGUGCCCCGGAGGCCGGUGGGCACGGAGCAGCUCCCCAGGGCAGCGGGCGCAGCCCCGAGCUGCCGGAGCUGAGGGAGCGUCCGUGGAACUCCCUGACACGCGGCCUAACGCUGGGUGCUGCUGUGCGGAGCCAGGAGCUGGGCCGGGUGAAUCUCAGGGCGCCCUUCUGCCUAACACCAGUCCUAACAUCAGCCAGAACCGCGCACAGGAGGAUCAGCUCCCUCUCCCUGCAGCCCACGCUCCUUUUCGUGCAGCCCACGGGGCUGUCAGCCUUGUGGGCUGGCGGGGCACACUGCUAGCUCGCGGUCAGCCGCUCUCUGCAGGGCUGCUCUCCAACAGCUCAGCCCCCAGCCUGGACUGGUGCAUGCGGUUGUUCCUUCCCAGAUGCGGGACCCUGCACGUGCCCUUGUUAAAGCUCGAGACAUCCUGCUCUGCCCACCUCCCCAGCCGGUGGAGAUCUCUCUGAACAACUCACUCCAUGGGAUGACCCUAAUGAAAGGUGAAAGGUCACAGCUGGCUUUAAAGACGUGCCUGAACGUGGCACGGAGGAGCACCCAGAGUCGAGGCGACCUUCCUGUCUGCGCUCUGCUGUUUUGGAUCAAUCUCCCAUAGAAGCACCUGGGCCAGGAUGCCGUCGUCACCCCAAGGGGAUGUGUGGAGGUCAGGGCUGGCCCCGGAGAGCCGAGCCCACCCUGGGAAGUGGUGGGAUGUGGGCAUCCCAAAUGUGUGCAGCACAUUGGUGGGAUGUGUGCAGCAGGGGCUGAGCAUUGUGCAGAGCAGAGCCCAUAAGCCAGCUGGCUCCAGCCCUGCUUCCCAUGCCCGUGUCCUCCAGCACCAUGAAGGGCUCUGCAGCUGCUCUGGCUGCUCUUCUCCUCCUGGCCUUCUGCUCCUCGGCCACGGACGCCUUUCCUAUUGGCAGUAGUGCUAAGAUGGGUCUUACAUUUUCCCCUUGGGGCAGCAGGAGGCACUGUCCCUACUUGGUAGCGUUCUGGGUUCUGGAGAAUCCCCAUCCCCAUGGAUGGAACCAGCAUGGCGCUGAGUGUGGGCAAUUGCCACGAAUGCUGGUGUUCAGCUUUGGAGAUGGGGUCUUCUGGGGGAUAUGACAUGAGUAGGGGGUGGCUGAUGGCAAAUCCUCAGGGAGCCCCGGGUACAGCACCUCGCCAUGGCUCUGUUUUUCUGCACCCACUGAUGGCAUCCCCUUAAUCUGCUGCUACAGCCUCAUUGCCUCUGUCUACGCCACCAGCAGAACCCGCUCCCAGCCAGCACUGACGUGAGUACGCAGACAGGGUUUGGAGUACGACACCACGACUCUGACCCACAGGUGGCCAGGAGGGGAUGGCAGUGUGGUUGGGGACAUGUGGCUGCUGCAAUCUGGACCCAGCACCCCAUUGCCCCAGUGGUGCGUUUCUCCCUGCAGCGUGGUCACCAACAAGGAGGAGAAAUGAGCAGACCUGGAGCAGUUCUGGGUGCAGGUACUCCUGGAGGUCUUCCAGAACAGCAAAGCUGCUCUCCCACCACCGCGAAGGAAGUGAAAACACGGAGAUGAUGCACAAGACAUCAGAAUGCUUGUUGAGGAGUCGGGUGCUCUGAUGCCUAAGUAAACCUCUUGCACAAGGAAACUAGGAUUGGGUGGUUUAUUUGCAACACCAUCUUCAGUCCACAUCCUUCCAUGAUUUGUGAGUUGGUGUGCGUCCAACUCCCUGUUGGAGUUCAAUGCCACCCAGCACGGCCCAGGGGGCAGAUGUGGGCAUCCCAAACCCACCCCUCAGGGCCCCCAGCGCCCCGCGAGCGCUCACAUCCCCGCCCCGGGGCUCUGCUCAUUGUGACAUCGGCACCGCGUCACCAACACGCGCCUUCUCACUGUGACAUCACAGUGUGCAGGGCUGCCUCACACAGCGCACGCCCGUGUCCCCCCAUUCCCGGCUAGCUCUGGAUCGAGGAAGCAGCACCGCUGCUUUGCUCCAGAAGUAAAGCCCAGGAAUGGACCCGAGGUCUCAAUGCCUCAGUGCGCCACAGGCCAGUCCUUCCACCAGCCACUCUGCAGCACGGCGCAGGGCACGGGCAACGCCCGAGCGGGAGCCGUCCCCCCCAAAAGAGAAGCAGCGCGUCUCUGAGGACGAAGGUGAGUGCAGAGCAUCCCCAGAGGGGACGAGCCUCUGCCAUGUGCUGGUGUCACCCUGCUGCCAUGCUUGGGGUGACAUUGCCCUCGUCCUCAUGGCAGGGUGCGGGCUGUGCAAGCGGACAGACUACGACCCCGAUAUCUAUGGAGAGACGUGCCGGCAGGACAGGCUCUGCGUCCAUGAGAACUGCCUGUACCACGCCAGCGGGCUGUACCAGCACGGCGCUGACGAUGAAGGAUUCUUCGGAUUCCUCCUCCCCGACAUCGAGCAGGCGCUGCAGCGCGUGGCAGAGAAGGUGUGCUGUGUCUGCCGGCGGCGGGGCGCCUCUGUCCGCUGCCAUCGCCGGAGAUGCUCCCGCACCUUCCACUACCCGUGCGGAAGAGAACGCGGCUGUGUCUCCCAGUUUUUUGGGGAGUACAGGUCCUUCUGCUGGCAGCACCGGCCGACGCAGCAGGUGCAGCUGCUGAGACAGCAGCACCCCCAGUGUGCCAUCUGCUUGGAGGCGGUGGAGGGACGCCCCAGCUACAACACCCUCAUCUGUCCCUCCUGCACCAGCGCGCAUUUCCACCGCCACUGCAUCCAGGGCCAAGCUCUGCGCGCUGCCCUGCACCACUUCCGCUGCCCGCUCUGCCAGGACAUGCAGACCUUCCAGGCUGAGAUGUUCCGUCUUGGCAUCAAAAUCCCUGACAGGGAUGCAGCCUGGGAGGAAGAAGGAGCCUUCAAUGAGCUCUACCAGCGGCACAACUCCUGCGAUGCCAGCCUGUGCCUGUGCUCGCUGGGACGGGACUACUCAAACAACACGGGGCCUUGGAGGAUGCUGCUCUGCAGCUCCUGUGCUUCGUGCGGGACUCACCAGCGCUGCUCUGCCAUCCCAGAGGACGCUGAGUCGUGGGAGUGCAGCGGCUGCAGUGGUGUGGGCACCGCCCCUUCCGUGUCAGCCCCGGCGCAGUGAUCCCUGCACAGCACCCCAGCUCCUGGCACUUCGGCUCCAGCACGACAGGCUGCCAUGCUGCAGGGACACCCCGACGCCCAGCUGCCUGCGCAGCCCACAGGAAGCCCCGCGGC